AUGAUGUCUAGUUCGUCUUAUGCCGCCGGGUUGCUGGCCAUCACUGAUGAGGCAUCUCUCAUCAAACACCUCGUGGACCGAAUCAGCAGCAUGGUGGUGUCCCUGUACAAGGACAAGGAUGAGCAGACGUCGGAAAGGGUGAGGCAGGCUUCCCUGCGCACCCAAAAUGAGCAGGCGCUCUUGGAGAUGAGCCAACACAAGCUCAACGUAGCCGCCGGCGCACUCUUGCAAGUCCUCGAAAACCUGCCCCAGAGCUUUGAUGACUCGGAGGAGGGCCAAAGCAGCCUGGCCCAGGCCCGCAUCUACCUGCUGAACCUGCUCGCCACCAGCAUGGCCUCGGCCUGGCAGUACCUCAAGAAGGAGGAGCUCAGCAAGCUGAGCGACGUCGAAGACAAGAACGUCCUCAAGCAAAAGGAGGAGCAGGUGGCAGCGCCGAACAUCGACGACAACCUGGCCGUGCGCAUCUGGAACAUCGCCGUCAACACGAUUUUGAAGCCGCCCGGCCCGCACCACGCCGCCGAGCUGCGCGACAAGGCCGGGCGCGUGCUCUUCCAGGUGUCGGCCUCCAAGUUCGACAUCCUGAUGGGCAAGCUCGGGUCGCCGUUGUCCGCCGGCGACGAAGUCUCGUCCCCGCUCAACCUGAUCGAGUACCUCAACCUCAACGCCGCCCGCCUCACCGACAUUUUGCAAAAGGUGCUCGCGGCCUCCGACGAUGCGCCCUUCAAGAAGGACAAUCUGAGGAUUUUGCUGGCCCGAGUGCUCACCCGCGCCAUCUGGAACUGGAUCGACAACUAUCCCAUGGAGUUCGUGUCCUUGUCCCAGAACGGCACCAAGCUGCCCGGCAAGCCCGAUGAGCUGUUCGACGUGUUCGUGGGGUGGUCCGGCAAGAACAAGAAGGGCCACUACUGGGAGAUACAGACCAUGCUGCUCAUCCUGUGCCCGGACAUCAUGUUCAAGGUGGCCAAGAGCGAGACGACCAAGGAGACCGCCACCAAGGAGAAGUUCAUGCACAACCUCAACAAGGCGCUCAAGGGCAAGCUGGCCGACAUCGCCGUGGUGUGCUACGUCAACAUCUUCAAGGCCUCGACCUUCGUCACCAAGCAGGACAGCUCGGCCCUGCGAUUCACCGUCACCGCCAUCGAGCCCGAGCUCAAGGAGCGCCUCUUCAACCCGGCCUCGCCCUUCAAGCCCUCCGACGGCAACGAGGUCCAGAUCAUGACCGACUGCCUCCUCGCCUCCUUCCGCCUCUCUCACGUCAAGGGAGUGAAGUCGUUCACGGACCUGCUGGCCAAGGAGUUCCCGCCGGUGUACAAGCUGGUGUUGGUCAACACCCUCCAGCGAAUAGUGGACGAGGGGGCCAGCAUCACGUGGAACGCCACCAUCACCGACGCCUACCCGGUCAUGGCCCCGCAGCUGCGGAUCCUCUUCCAGGAGCUGGUCGAGAGCGUGCGCUCGUACAACGAGCUCCGCAAGCAGACCAACAAGCAGGACAAGAAGGCCGUGGAGGCCGCCAUGUACAACGUCGACAUCCUCCGCCGCCUCAUCAAGCUCUUCAAGUCCGACCCCAUCCUCCCGCUGCACCCCCAGGGCAAGUCGUGGUCGCAGGACCUGGAGGCGGCGCGGUCGCUGCUGAAGGGCCUGUGCCUGUGCGCGUCGUGGUUCUUCCUGCCGGAGCUGUCGCAGACGGCUUGCUCGGCGAUCGUGGAGCUGCACCGGCCCAAGCUCAUCGAGCGCUGGGUGCCCUCGAACCCGAUCGCCGGCUUCUGGGACAUCUCGUCGCACGUGCUGAUCGACCUCUCCGACGUGCUGAUCGAGAAGAAGUCCAUCAAGCUGCCCGACCUGCGGCAGUACAUCAACCUCUUCCGCGAGAUCCUGGCCUUCCGCAACGAGUUCCUCGCCACCCACAAGGAGCAGCGCGCCGGCGAGUCGGCAGGCGAGGCCGGCGCGUCGUCGUCGUCGUCGGGCGUGGCGGCGGCGUCGCUGCGCACGAACGCGUCGACCAAGAUCGAGGUGGCGCUGCUCAUUCAGCUGUGCUCGGGCGAGACGGAGAUCGUGACCAAGGUGGAGAACUGCCUGGGCCUGCUGUGCGACGAGAUCGACACCCUGAGUGAGGUCGACAGCGCGGAGAACUCGAUCGCGUCGAACCUGUUCACCUACAAGAAGCUGGCGUCGGCGUCGGCGCUGCUCACGGGCCGCGCGGCCCAGCAGCGCACCAUCAGGAUCGAGCUGCGGCGCAUCCGGCAGACGCAGGGCAACUUCCGGGCGUGGGAGGAGGUCUACAAGCGCAAGCCGGCGUCGAUCACCCCGUCGGCCGCCGUGGCGCUGCUGCCGCCCGAGGUGCUCAUCGAGUGGAACCACUACUCGGGCUUCCUGUGCGCCGUCGCCGGCGUGUGCCUCUCGCAGGAGCGCGUGGUCGUCGAGCAGUCGCGCAAGGGCGCCACCGAGACCAAGGUCAAGAUCAUCGACGCCUUCAUCGACGAGCUCCUCGAGCUGCUCGUCUCCAACAUCGACGUCGUGCGCGAGACCACCACCGAGCUCCUGGGCUCCACGCUCUCGCCCACCGCCUACUCGGUGCUCUUCCACCACCUCAACGCGCAGGUCAAGACCUUCUUCGGCACCGCCGGCCAGAUCAACUACUCGCCCGAGGCCACCACCUUCGCCGACCAGGCCAUCUCCGUCAUCAAGCACAUCCUCGAGCUGCCCGUCGACUCCUACACGGCCGACGACCUCGCCCUCCUGACCGACUUUGAGGAGGUCAUCACCAACCUCAUGAAGUACGUCUCGCAGCUCGUCAUCAAGGACAACCCGGCCGCCUCGUUCCGCAUCAAGAGCAAGAUGUGCGCCUGCCUCGAGGCCAUGAUGCAGAAGCACCAGUUCAUCUCCUUCGGCAACGAAUUCCAGUUCCGCCACCGCGUCGUCGAGAUCGUCAUGGAGUGGAUAUCCGACUUCAACGCCGCCAAGCCCGGCAAGACCACGCUGAGCGAGCUCACGCCGGAGAAGCAGAAGGAGGUGACCAAGGGCACGGUGGACCUGGACGUGGCGGCCGUGAAGGCCAUCGCGGCGCUCUUCAAGGGCCUGCCGGUCUCCAAGGAGGACGCCGAGGAGGCCGAGACGUCGACGCUGGGCAAAUACUUCACCUUCUUCACGCGCCUCCUCACCCGCGCCAAGUCCGACCCCAACACGCCGCGCCAGAAGGCCGACAUGUCGGUCAUGGCCCUCUCCAACCUCCUCAGCGCCAACAUCGACUCGGCCCUCGAGUACUUUGUCACCAUGGGCUACCACGAGGACCUCGAGACCCGCGCCUCCUUCCUCAAAGUGCUCACCAACAUCCUCAACCAGGGUACGGAGUUUGAUUCGCUGGCGGAGGAGGGGGACAAGUUCGACAAGUUGCUGGAUCUGGUGCUGGACCCGAAGCUGGAGGUGGUGCUGGCGCUGUGCGCGGUGAUCCAGAUCACGGAGGCCGACGAGGUGGCGCAGCUGCUGGUGCGGCUGUUCGAGGCCAACGAGCGGACGAUGAUGAUGCUCAAGAUGGUCAUCGAGCAGGAGGUGAGCAAGACCGAGACCGAGAACACGCUGUUCCGGCGCAACUCGAUGGCCACCAAGCUGCUCGCGGCCUACACGAAGCUGAUCGGCACGCGCUACCUCAAGGACACGCUCACGCCCACGCUGCAGCGGCUCAUCGCCAACCCGCCGCCGCUCGAGCUCGACCCGCAGAAGCUGCCGGCGGGCCAGGACCGCGCGACCAACAUCGAGAACGUGACCAAGGCCGCCGACGACUUCCUCAAGGCCAUCGAGGCCUCGGUCGAGCACUGCCCGGUCCAGUUCCGCGAGAUCUGCGCCUACCUGCAGCAGGAGGUGGGCAAGCGGUUCCCGGGCGCCGAGCACGCCGCGAUUGGCGGGUUCAUCUACCUCCGCUUCAUCUGCCCGGCCAUCGUGUCGCCCGACGGCUACGGCCUGGUGCAGUCGCGCGUGCUCACGCCCGAGCUGCGCCGCGGGCUCAUCCUCACGACCAAGGUGCUCCAGAACCUGGCCAACAAGGUCAUGUUCACCAAGGAGCCCUACAUGGAGGAGAUGAACGGCUUCCUCAAGGAGAACAUGAACGCCAUCUCGGGCCUCUUCGACAAGUUCGCGCAGGUGCCCGCCGGCGUGGAGCCCACCGGCGCGCUGGCCCACGUCUCGGACGAGCAGCGCGAGGAGGACGUCGCGGCGCUGCACUACCACCUCUCGCUCAACCUCGAGGGCAUGCGCCGCGUGCUCACCUCGGUCGACUCCAAGCAGAAGGGCUCCCACGCCUUCCUGGGCCUCACCAGCGUGCUCGCCCAGCUGGGCCCGCCCGCCGAGCCCACCAAGCAGAAGAACGCCGGCGCGUUCGGCGCUGCGCCCGGCGCGUCGGCGGCGGGCAUGGGCAAGGGCAAGGGCGGGCCCGGGGGCAACACGAACCUGCACGCCGAGUUCAUGGCCGAGAUGGCCAAGCAGAUGUCGGCCGAGACGGCGGCGGCGCUCGUGGCCAAGAAGAUCUUCUACAAGCAGGGCGUGACCAAGGACAAGCAGCCCGUCUUCUACUACAUCGCGCGGCGGCUCGACAAGGCCGACCGGGCCUUUGCGCAGCUCGACGCGCUGCUGUUCCACAUCCUCAAGACCGUGCAGCCGGACAUGGGCAAGAAGUUCGUGCUCGUGGUGGACUGCACCCUCUUCAACAACAAGGACCACGAGCUGCCCUACGCCUGGAUCACCAAGUUCCGCCAGGUGGCGCCCGGCGGGCUGGACAACCUGUCGCGCGUGUUCCUGGUCAACGUCAACCACUGCUUCAAGAAGUACUCGAAGCGCAUCGGCAAGCUGCUCUCGCGCGCCAAGUCCAAGAUGGAGUUCCUCCCGUCGGUGUCGGCCCUCGCCCAGCACAUCCCCGAGAAGGAGCUGGGCCUGCCCACCUCGACGCUGGCCGUCGACCGCGACGUCAAGGCCACCUUCUCGCCCGUGCAGAAGCUCAUGCAGUACUCCAACCAGAAGGAGGUCAUCAUCCGCAUCUCGACCAACCUCGUCGAGGUCAUCACCGCCAAGCAGCACUCGGUCCUGGGCAAGCGCGUGCCGCUCUCCGACCUGUACCCCAUCUCGUCCAUGUUCGAGAUCAACCACGCCGUCGACACCCACGAGGUGGUGAUCAAGUACUACGAGACCGAGGGCGGCGCCGACCGCGGGGCCGUGCAGUCGCUGGCCUUCAAGUGCCCGGCGUCGGACCGCAUCGUCAUGGCCCUCAAGGCCUCCAAGGCCCGCCUCAACCUGGCCAAGCCGGCGGCCGACCCGUCGUCGCGCAAGCGCAGCUUCCGCGCGUCGGACGUGCCCGGCACGCUGCUCAACAUGGCCCUCCUCAACCUGGGCAACACCAACGCCGCCCUGCGCGUCGAGGCCUACAACCUGCUCGCCUCGCUCUGCGCCUCGUUCAACCUCUCCGUGCAGCUCCACCUGUGGGAGACCUCGGGCCUCGCCAUCCCGCGCAACACCAACAGCUUCAUCGUCGGCCUCUCCAAGAAGCUCGCCCGCACCGAGGCCAACAUGACCCUCGAGUUCCUCAUCGAGGCCCUCCACGGCAUCGAGAAGAUCAAGGCCAACCUGCCCGGCAAGCAGCUCUGCCUCAACUACCUCACCCACUGGCUCCCCAACCUGCGCGACUUCUGCCUCCUCACCGACAAGUCCGAGUCGGCCCUCAACAUCGACAAGACCACCCAGAUCGUCACCAUGCUCAUGGACUUCACCAUCAAGGAGACCUCCAUGACCGGACCCGCCAUCCAGACCAAGGUCUGGGAGGUCAUCGGCGCCGUGCCCGAGCUGCUCGACCUCGUCAUCGAGGUCCUCCUCGCACGCGCCUUCGACCGCAAGCAGGGCGGCUCCGGCUCCACCGCCCUCUCCGUCAUCGCCGACGUCUUCGUCUCCAUGGCCACCCGCAACGCGCGCCUCAUCGCCGGCAAGCUCAUCGCGCGCCUCCUCCGCCUCCUGCCCCACUUCAAGGGCUACCGCGACAAGUACCCCGACGGCAGCAGCAGCAGCGGCGGCGGCGGCGGCGACGAGUCGUCGUCGUCGGAGGCCGACCUGUGGUUCCAGCUCGACGUGCUGGUGCGCAUCCUGCUCAUGCUCUCGUUCGACAACCUGGUCCACGUCCAGCAGUACCUCCCGGAGCUGUUCCACGCCGUGCUCCUGCUCUUCGCCACGGGCGCCCCCGUCACCCGCGCCACCGUGCACGGCCUGCUCAUCAACAUCGUCCACUCGCUCUACACGACCCUCGUCACGGCCGACAACAAGCUGCAGUCGCUCCGCCUGCUGCUCGCCGAGCUCAACCAGCCCAAGAUGCGCGUCCUCUUCGGCCUCGGCGGCCAGGCCGUGUCGGCCUUCACCACCCGCCAGGAGUCCGGCGCUUCUUCUUCUGCGGGCGCCGGCGUGGCCGCCAGCAAGGCCGACAGCAGCAAGCCCGAGCCGGCGGGCGUGGCGCUGUCGAUCAGCACCGUGGAGACGGUGGCGGGCACCCUGCUGGGCGUGCUCAACGCCUGCUCGCCCUCCAACAACUGCGUCGGCACGCCGUGGCACGCGCGCCUCCUCUCGCUCGCCACCAAGGCCGCCUUCACGCCCAACCCGGUCCUCCAGCCGCGCGCCAUCGUCGCCGUGGGCGUGCUCUGCAGCGCGCCGUCGCUCGUCACCGACGACCUCAUGGCCCAGGUGCUCAUCACCCUGCGCGACAUCCUGCCCGCCGUGCGCCUCGACCUGGACCUGCCCAUGGCCCUCAUCAUCUGCCUCACGCGCCUCUUCGAGCACCUGCCCCCGACCUCGCGCUACUUCCGCCCCAUGUUCUGGGUCGCCCUCACCCUCCUCCAGAUCGACGAGCCCAAGAUCUUCGCCGUCGCCAUCGGCCUCCUCGAGGUCGUCCUCCGCCGCCUCGACCGCGACUCCACCCAGUGCAUCAACGACGGGUUGGUGCAGUACUGCAUGCAGGCGCGCGAGGAGGGCGGACUGGAGACGGCCCUCGCCAAGGCCGACCAGAUGAUGGGCGUCUCCUUCAAGACCUCCUUCUCCUUCGCCGUCACCGCGCACCUCCUCAAGGGCCUGCGCGCACCCGCCACCAAGACGUCGACGGCGCGCGUGCUGUCCAUGUUCGUGGACAUCUGCGCGAAGAAGGCCGUCGGGUCCAACUUGCUGGGCUUCCUCGCCGCCCUCCUCCCCAUCCAGGGCGAGGAGAUGGAGGUCGACCACAUCCGCCAAAUUUUGCUGCCGGCAGGUCCGGAUUCGGGGAACCUGCACCACUACCUGAUCCGGGAGGAGAUGCUGCCGGACAACAUGAACGCGGCGCUGCUCUUCACCCUGCUCGUCACAAUUUUGAAGUCGUCCGACAGCGAGCACGAGCAGCUCUUCAUCUACGAGUCGCUGCGCGAGGGCAUCGUCCACAUGCCCGACGCGUUCCCGGUGGUCUACGACAUCCUGGUGCCCAAGAUGGCCCUCGUCAUGCAGAACAGCCAGAACCAGCAGAUCAUCGACGCCUGCCUCGCCAUCAUGCAGUCCAUGUUCAAGCCCGACAUGCAGAACUCCAAGAAGCGCCUCAACAAGGACUACGUCCACGCCAAGCUCGGCUUCCAGGGCCUCAUCGACUCAGACACCUUCUCGAAACCGGCGAUCAAGACGGACAUGCUGACCAAGGUCGCCUGCCAGGUCCUGGAGACCAUCAUUGGGGCCUAA
Acanthamoeba castellanii str. Neff is the source of this 7716-nucleotide messenger RNA. Its product is annotated as gtpase-activator protein for Ras family gtpase. Gene Ontology annotation, biological process: regulation of GTPase activity. The record is from RefSeq and is a predicted model, not a curated record. The coding region runs from base 1 to 7716 and encodes 2571 amino acids. NCBI's taxonomy places the organism in Eukaryota, Discosea, Longamoebia, Acanthamoebidae. The transcript has 16 exons.